AUGCGUAUGCAACUCUCAUUACUUCUUCUAUUGCUCAUUUAUGCAAUUGGGGUGCUUGCUGUGCCUGCGCCGACUCCUGCUCCCACUCCUGGUCCUACUACAACCGACAUCGCCCGUGUCCAGCGACGAGCCACAGAAACAACCAAUGAUUAUGACCCCCAUAUCACAAUUGACGUUCCCAAGAUCUCGAUCAAGCCCUUCAGUCUGUCGCUGGAUCUGCCUUCCAACACCUGCACACCUACCGUUACUCCCGAUGCGAAUGGCUGGGUUCCAGCAACCGAGUGCAAUGCCCUCUACCAGUACUACCCAUCCUUUGGCGCUGCAAUCGCCUUUUCCGUUCUCUUUGGUGUCUUGAUGAUUACGCAUUUUGUCCAGGCCACCGUUUACAAGGCAGGGUUCGUCUGGGUCAUCUUGAUGAGCGCGACAUGGGAAUGUGUAGGGUUUGUGACACGCACACUGAGUACGCGGAAUCAGCAGGACAGUACUCUUGCCACAAUCACUCAAUUGUUUAUUCUUUUGUCUCCAUUGUGGGUCAAUGCAUUCGACUACAUGGUUCUGGCUCGGAUGAUCCACUUCUUCGUACCGGACCGCCGAAUAGGCAUCUUCAAACCCUCCCUGCUCGCCAUGAUCUUUGUCAUUUUGGACCUGGGGUCCUUUGUCAUCCAGUUGAUUGGAGGUGGCAUGGCUGGACCCGGGGCGGACCACGACACGAUGAUGAAGGGUAUUCACAUCUACAUGGGCGGUAUCGGAAUCCAGGAAUUCUUCAUUGUCCUCUUCCUGUUCAUCGCGAUACAAUUCCACCGCCAGAUGCUUCACCUAGAUCGCCAAGGAAGUCUGGUCGGAGUAAAGGCCAAAUGGAGAGGCUUGCUAUAUGCGUUGUACGCGAGUCUGCUGUUCAUCACUGUGCGCAUCAUCUUUCGCCUGGUGGAAUUCUCCUCUGGGAACGACGCUUCAAAUCCCAUUCCACGGCAUGAGUGGUACAUGUACGUUUUCGACGCAGUUCCAAUGUGGGUUGCCAUUGCGGUUUGGAACGUGGUACAUCCGGGGGCUAUCAUCAAAGGCCCCGACGCAAGGAUGCCACCAAGUCCUCUGCGCAAGGUCUUCUGUUGCGCAUGCUGUUGUUCCUGCUGCAAAAAGCGAAAGAACAAGGACAUGCAGAAGAUUCCGGAUAAUCAUGACCUAGGAGGAGACGAGAUGUUGCCGCUGCGUGAGCGGGCGGCUUCCCCUUACAGAUGA
Molecule: messenger RNA, 1236 nt
Organism: Aspergillus thermomutatus
Lineage: Eukaryota; Fungi; Ascomycota; Eurotiomycetes; Eurotiales; Aspergillaceae
Product: RTA1 domain-containing protein
Exons: 2
Coding region: 1-1236 (411 amino acids)
Cellular component (GO): membrane
Source: RefSeq, a predicted model, not a curated record